AUGCAUGUCGUGUACGGAAUUCUUUUAGUAUAUGAAUUAGAGAUGGGAAUGCUUCGCGAACCAUCAGUGCCAAACCGAAAGUCACGGCGACGACUCGAAGCUCAUUCUCGCUGCUUGUCACCCAUUCCAUUUUUACGGAGUUCUCUUCGAAAAAUGACGAUUUUGGCUCAAUAAUUGCUGUAACAAUGUCUUGAGAGAUCAAAUUCCAUUUUUUCCGUGUGAAGGUACAUCCACAGGUGAACAAUAGACUGAGCAAUGUGGGACGAAUUGCUUCAAUUCGGGUGCCAUUCAUGUCGUCCGUAUAUGACUGUAUGGUGAUAAUGUCGGCGAUUUCUUGCAUCUCAUAUACCGUCAUACCCGUUACUGGAUGUGUAA
Haemonchus placei is the source of this 375-nucleotide messenger RNA. The record is from the annotation of a GenBank genome assembly. Lineage: Eukaryota; Metazoa; Nematoda; Chromadorea; Rhabditida; Trichostrongylidae.